AUGGGUUUAACACGAAAGGACCUUGACGAGAUCGCCACCAUUGUGGAAGUGAAAACAAAAUCCAUCUUGUGCUCCGUGGACUGGCUUGAGCAGCUUACUGAGAAGGUAUUCAAACAAAUGAAUGCUAGAUUUGAAAACAAACUGAAAUCGCAAAUGGCAGAAAUAACAAUUUUGAAGAGCCAAAUUGAAAAUAUCCAAACAGAUAACCUGAAACUUCACUCAAUGGUGGAACAAUUGGAACAAAACCGACGACUGAAAAACAUAAGAAUUCACAAUUUGAAGGUGAAUGACCCCAGAAAGGUAGUGGAAACAACCCUUAAUUUCUUCAAAGAAAAACUGAAAAUCAGGAGCUUAUCCGCUUCAGAUAUUGAAAGUUGCUAUGUUAUCAAGAAUAAACGUAACAUGGAUCGAAACGAAAGUGAAGACAGCAACAGGCUGCCAGCUAUGUUUGUAGGGUUCAAGGAUAAAGCAAUGCAAACUGAAAUUUUGAAAUGUAGAAAGCUUCUUAAAUCCAGUGGUAUUUAUAUUCGAGAAGACUUAACGAAACAUCGGCAGAGUAUUGUCGCAGCGGCUAUUGAAGUUUUUCCAAAGAACUGUGUCUGGUGCAGCAAUGGAACAGUACUUGUUAAACAUGAAGGUACGAUACAUCGUUUGAUAAAUAAAGAAGACAUCAAUCAGCUGGUCCCAGAUCGGCAACCCUCGGACUGA
Phaedon cochleariae (mustard beetle) is the source of this 708-nucleotide messenger RNA. Lineage: Eukaryota; Metazoa; Arthropoda; Insecta; Coleoptera; Chrysomelidae. The record is from the annotation of a GenBank genome assembly.